Messenger RNA from Rhinopithecus roxellana (golden snub-nosed monkey), 537 nucleotides. It is a transcript of the gene NDUFS6, whose product is annotated as NADH:ubiquinone oxidoreductase subunit S6. Gene Ontology annotation, biological process: mitochondrial electron transport, NADH to ubiquinone. The transcript is spliced from 4 exons. The record is from RefSeq and is a predicted model, not a curated record. The coding region runs from base 32 to 406 and encodes 124 amino acids. Lineage: Eukaryota; Metazoa; Chordata; Mammalia; Primates; Cercopithecidae.
GUUGCGCCGGGUCAAAGGUCAGCCGCUCAAAAUGGCGGCGGCGAUGACCUUCUACCGGCUGCUGAGCCGGUGCGGCAAGGCGGCGCGGAGUCGACCCCUGGGCGCCAGGUGUUUCGGGGUUCGGGUCUCGCCGACCGGGGAGAAGGUCACGCAUACUGGCCAGGUUUAUGAUGAUAAAGACUACAGGAGAAUUCGGUUUCUAGGUCGUCAGAAAGAGGUGAAUGAAAACUUUGCCAUUGAUUUGAUAGCAGAGCAGCCCGUGAGCGAGGUGGAGACACGGGUGAUAGCGUGCGAUGGCGGCGGGGGAGCUCUUGGCCACCCAAAAGUGUAUAUAAACUUGGACAAAGAAACAAAAACUGGCACGUGUGGUUACUGUGGGCUCCAGUUCCGACAGCAUCCCCACUAGAGCACACGGCACGCUGGGGCCCCGCAGCGUCCUGGGAACAUUUCCACGGGGAAGAUGAGCGCGUGAAGCUCGCUGGUUCUGUGCGAAGGGUAUUCCCGGUGCCGAAUAAAGGGUGUUGCUGUCAAGGCUGA